GUUUACUCGAUGCACGUGAGUGUGGCCACAGACCUGCAACGAAGCGCAUUCUGUCAAGGUCAUCCACCACCUUGUCCACAGACCUCUCUAGCAUUGCCUGGCAGGAUCUUCACGGCUUAGCUCAUUAACACACGAAAAUUACAGGAUGGGUGCGACAAACGUGCCCUCGAGUUCCUCCUCACAGUGGCUUUUGCCCGUGACUGCUCUCCGAUACACGCCAAGUCAGACAACCUCAGAUAUACCUCUCGAGAAGGAGCUUUAUGAUAGGGCACGAGGAGUUGAGUUUCUCUUCCGAAUGGGAGUUGCUUUGCAAUUGCCGCUUUCAGCUCUUUACACAGCUGCGGUCUGGUUUCACAGAUUCUACAUGCGGUUCUCGCUGGAAGACUAUCAUAGACAGGAAGUAGCAGCAGCAUGUCUAUUUCUCGCCACCAAAACCGAGGAAUGCGGAAGGAAACUUCGCGACGUCGCCAAAGUGCUUUGUGCCAAGACAUUGAAUUUGUCUGCCGCAGAGGUCCCUGACGAUCACAAGGACCUAGAGCAAUAUCAGAAUGCCAUUCUGGUGACCGAAGAAAUCUUGCUUGAGGGACUCUGCUUCGAUUUCGUAGUGGAGAGCCCACAUGCCGAACUCGUGGACCUGUUUGAAGUCAGGCAGGACACCACGGAACUCGAAGAAUGUGCUUGGUCAGUCGCAAACGACACUGCGAGGACACCUCUGUGCGUGCUAUUUCCUGCACGCAUAAUAGCGGCGGCCUGCUACAUCCUCGCCCAACAUGUCAUAGAAGGUCCUCAAUCUCCGUCAUUGGAUGUCCGAAUAGCUUCUCCUGCUCCGUCAACGUCAUUACCCACGCCGCCGUCACAUAAGGUAGUGCCGCCUGAGGCUUCGCGCUUUGCCCUCGAACACUUCGGCUUCAAUGAAGUAGACUUGGUUAGCAUCGCAGAGGUCUUGAACAUCAUCCUUGAAUUCUAUGCAGCACAAGACUUGCAGACCGCAACCCACCUCGGGCCGGUGGCAGCUAUACCUCCUCCGAGGGUGUCGACGUCCCGGGAGAGAUUGUAUACCCCGUUUAGCCAGCUCAACAGUCACCGUCACUUACAGGCAACGACGGGCGGCGACGCGAGUGGUUCGCCGGCAUCGACCCACGGUGCGAGUACUCCCGGAAAGCCUCAGUCGCGAGGUUGGAAACCAAUCCGAGGAUCUGGCUAGCGUAUGAACAAUCUUCUACGCUACCUAUCGCUCGAGAUGAUUAUCAGGUCGUCGUAGGCUCGCCCGACUGUCCGCCGAAUAUGCCUCGCACGAGAAGCGGACAACGCGUUUUCUGCACCAGUAGUGAUCGAGAGGAAUGAAGGGGUUAGCCCUCUUUUACCUCUUUGUCGUGCAUGCGUCGCUUUAUCUUACAUACGGAGAGGAUGUCGCCGAAGGUCCGUGUCCAGUACGACACUGUCCAUUUUCCAUGUAGGCGUUUAUAGACGACUGUCUUCCCUCAUAUGUACCUGCACAUGCCCCUGUCAAUCGACUCACGGAACACCCAGGUGAGCUCCGACCUCAUGCUGCCCUUCAGGUACCGUUCUUCGUGCCUUCGGACCGGGAUAGCCAAGAUAUGAACAAAAGGAACACCAUCCACACCACUGGGGACUCGUCAUCGCCUUGGCAUUUCACGACGCUCGGGAGCCAUACUCACAUUGAACGAUGCUCGGAUCAUCA
This is a messenger RNA of Fomitopsis serialis, 1702 nucleotides long. RefSeq names its product cyclin-like protein. Gene Ontology annotation, molecular function: cyclin-dependent protein serine/threonine kinase activator activity. The transcript has 7 exons. The record is from RefSeq and is a predicted model, not a curated record. Gene Ontology annotation, cellular component: nucleus; cyclin/CDK positive transcription elongation factor complex. Lineage: Eukaryota; Fungi; Basidiomycota; Agaricomycetes; Polyporales; Fomitopsidaceae. Bases 146 to 1204 code for a protein of 352 amino acids. Gene Ontology annotation, biological process: positive regulation of DNA-templated transcription, elongation; regulation of transcription by RNA polymerase II.